AGAGAGUGAGGCCAAGCCUGCGAAGCAAAAGAGAGCGAGACGCGAGGGCCUGCCCAACAACACAGUCUCUUCUUCAUGCGCCAUCGCUAUUGCCAUCUCGAAUCUCGCGGCCCCUUUUGGCAAUGCGAUUGCACGGUGCUACGAUGUGCACAGCUCCAGCACAAACCCAACAAUCGCUCCCUCCCCCCUCGCAGAAUGUAGUCGGGUUCGGGUUUUGAUUGUGGUCGUGAUUUGUAUGCCCCUCCCUGCUCCGUUGCCUCUCGCACGCGGGCCGAUGCGCGCUGCUGCUCUCACAAUCGAGUCUCUGAUGAUGCUCUGUGUGUGUCUGUAGAAGCUCUGCGUACAACCCAUCUCGUGGAUUCUCACGCCCUCGUGUCGAGUUUUCGAGAUGUUCGUGUAGUGGUAGUCUGCUUUUUGUAGUCCCGCGGAGUGUGUGCCGUUGUUGUGGUAGAGUGCUCUCAAGCGUCCGCGUCGAGAUUGGAUGUGUGUGGGUGUGUUAGCCCGGUUUUUUUUGUUAAGUUCAUGGGUGGGAAUUUCCGUAGAUUUUGUUGGCUCGAGGGUCGUGCUUGAUCUUGAGAGCGGUAAGUGUGUGUGUGUGGUGAGGACGAUUUUAGGGAAUCGGGUGUCAUUCUAGAGCUGAAUGGUCAUAGUGGGCCGGUGCAUUGGAACGUAGAGUGUGUAAGGAGGUGGUCAGAGCUUUUGGUGGUAUGUGUAACUUUAAAGCAUAAGGAUUGGGGAAAACUGCGGCAGUGGUAGUGGAGAGGUGUUCAAAGGGAUGGAAGAUGCCAAAGCCUCGAGCAGCAGGGGUGUCCGGAGGCAGGUCCUUGCGUUGUCUGCUGGAGCCAGUCACUCAGUAGCUCUACUAUCUGGUGACUUGGUAUGUUCAUGGGGUCGUGGUGAAGAUGGGCAACUUGGACAUGGCGAUGCCGAAGAACGUCACUUCCCCACAAUUGUUAGCGCCCUGGAUGACUGUGAAAUAUCGUCUGUUACAUGCGGAGCAGACCAUACUACCGCCCUAUCGAACUCGACCAAAACUGUAUACAGCUGGGGCUGGGGAGAUUUUGGAAGACUAGGGCACGGCAAUUCAAGCGACUUGUUUAUACCACAGCCUAUCAAGGCUCUAAAGGGCCUGGAGGUAAAGCAGAUUGCUUGUGGUGACAGUCAUUGUCUCGCUAUUACUACAGAUGGUGAAGUUCUCGGCUGGGGUCGCAACCAAAAUGGUCAACUUGGUCUUGGCCACACAGAGGAUGUGCUGACCCCUCAUAAAUUGACGGCCUUUGAGGGCGUAGCAGUGAAGAUGUUAGCUGCUGGUGCUGAGCACACCACCGCCGUGACCGAGAACGGAAAGCUUUACGGCUGGGGAUGGGGGCGGUAUGGGAAUCUUGGGUUGGGUGACCGGGAGGACCGCUUAGUGCCUGACCAAGUAGCAGCUGUAGCUGGGGAGCUAAUGAAAAUGGUGGCAUGCGGGUGGCGCCACACAAUUUGUGUUGCGGAGUCUGGGAAUAUGUACACUUUCGGGUGGAGCAAGUAUGGACAAUUAGGUCAUGGUGACUUCGCCGAUCAUCUUAUUCCGCAUCAAGUCCAAGCACUGAAGAGCAAGAAGAUCCAAGCGAUCACAGGAGGUUGGCGGCAUACUUUUGCGUUGGACUCUGAUGGGCGCCUUUAUGGAUGGGGUUGGAACAAGUUUGGUCAAGUAGGAUGUGGAAACACUGAAGACCAGAGUUCUCCUCAACUUGUGAAGGGCCUUCAAGACCAGGUUGUGACUGUUGUACAAUGUGGGUGGAGACAUACACUGGCAAUGACUGAUAGAGGCAACGUGUACAGCUGGGGCCGAGGCACAAGUGGUCAGCUAGGUCAUGGCGAUACCGUAGACAGAUCUACUCCCAAGAGGAUUGAGAUACUAAGCUCUGAUGGCUUUGCCUGCGAGCAAAUCGAGAGCUCUGGAUCUUCAAAUUGCACCAGUAAGACUUCAAAUUGGAUAUCACCGGCUGAGAGAUAUGCCGUAGUGCCAGAUGAGACGUUGGGACCACUUGCUAGACGCCUGCAUCAAACUACUAACUUUGAAGGAGAGGAGCUUGAAGUACCAACCGCGAGUGAUGAUUCUUCUGGAGACGCUAAUGUGCCCGACACAGACACGAAGCGCAUGCGCACCACGCUUUGAUUGUACAGCGACCAGAGACAGAUAUUUUCGGCACACAUUCACCAUCUAGCGCUCAUCAGGGCUCAACUUUCGCAAGAGAGAUGGGCGAAUCAUCCGUUGAUAUGAAUACGGCGACGGGAAGCUUUGUCUAGAGCCUCUCAUUCCAAUUCCAAUUAGGCCGCGAGUUCGUAGUAAAGUUCCCGGCUUGUACAAAUGUAGGUAGAGCUCUACAAAGUGCUGUUGCUGAUGCAAGACGAGACAUCAUUCUGGACCUCGUAAUGUGUAAACCCACAUGUGAUCAGUGGUCUCAAUCCAUCAUUCUAUAACACCAUUUUUGGGAAGAAUACUGCACAAAUCA
Molecule: messenger RNA, 2498 nt
Organism: Physcomitrium patens
Lineage: Eukaryota; Viridiplantae; Streptophyta; Bryopsida; Funariales; Funariaceae
Product: ultraviolet-B receptor UVR8
Source: RefSeq, a predicted model, not a curated record